Molecule: messenger RNA, 6677 nt
Organism: Malus domestica (apple)
Lineage: Eukaryota; Viridiplantae; Streptophyta; Magnoliopsida; Rosales; Rosaceae
Source: RefSeq, a predicted model, not a curated record
CGGAAACGAAAAAGGCCCCAAAAAACAGAGAUUAGGCCCAAACAGAAACAAAGCUCAAAGAAGAAGAAAACCCUAGCAGCAGAGAAACUGUUGAAGUCGUCGUCCCCAUCGCCGCACUGGUGAGCCAAACGGAUGAACGGCUGCAGGGAUCCAGAAGAAGAUAAGGUCAAGCAAGAAAACUCCCAAGAAAACUCCCAACACAGCACGUCCAACAGAUCCACGAGAUAAACCAAAAGACAGCCCAAAAAGUGCAGGACACGAAUGCUCCAUCAUCCUCCACGAACCCAACAUCACCGCACCGGUGAGCCAAACAGAAUCAUAUCUUUGGGUACAUUUUUUCCAGCCGAUCGUUUAACUCCCAACUCCAAAAGCUGACGCUUAAUUACAUUUUUUCCAGCCGAUCGUUUAACUCCCAACUCCAAAAGCUGACGCUUAAUCGGCCAUUUCAGCUUUUACGUUGCAUUAGGCGAGUCGGUAGUUGACCAUCUGCUGUGGAUAUUGUCCCUGUCAGAUGUCAAUGGCUGCUUCUUCGUCUUCCUCAUGGAAAUACGACGUCUUCCUGAAUUUCAGAGGCGAAGACACUCGCAAGAUCUUCGUCGGCCAUCUCUACAGAGCUCUGGAUCAGAAAGCAAUCAACACCUUCAUCGACGCGGAAAAGCUCAGAAAAGGCAACGACCUUUCGGAACUCCUUUCAGCCAUCGAAGAGUCAAGGAUUUCGAUCGUGGUUUUCUCCCAGAACUACGCUUCUUCGACGUGGUGCUUGAAAGAACUGGUCAAAAUCCUGGCGUGCAUGGAUACAAAGAAUCAGAUAGUGGUGCCGAUCUUCUACCAAGUCGAUCCAUCUGAAGUUCGUAAGCUCAAGAGAAGUUUUGCAGAAGCUUUUGCUCAACACGAACGCGAAUCGAACGCCGAAAUGGAAGAGGUGAAGAGCUGGAGGUCCGCACUAACCAGAGCCACCAAUUUAUCCGGAUGGGAUUCGCGAAAAUACGAGGAUGAUGCCAAGCUUAUUGAGGAAAUUGUGGAUGACAUAUUUAAGAGAUUGAUCCAUGUCUCCUCAAGCAAAGAUAAUGGCUUGGUUGGAAUGGAUUACCACAUAGAUAAAGUGAAUUCACUGUUACGUCCUGGGGUGAAUGAUGUUUUCACUGUUGGAAUAUGGGGUAUGGGAGGUAUAGGCAAAACCACCAUCGCUCGCGCUGUUUAUGAUGAAAUCGCUUGUCAAUUUGAAGCUUGCUGCUUUCUCGAAAAUAUCAAGGAAGGCUUCUCGAAAAAUGGUGCAGCACAUAUGCAGGAAGUGCUUCUUUCUAGAAUCUUGAAGGAAAAGGUGCAGAGUUUAGGCACGUUGGAUCGAGGUUCCAGAGUGAUAAUGGAAAGGCUACAAAGGAAAAAAGUGUUCAUUGUUCUUGAUGACGUUGAUGAAUUAUCCCAAAUCGAAGCCUUACUUGGAGAGCAGCAUUCAUUUGGCGGUGGAAGUCGGGUCAUUAUAACAACUAGAGAUAAACAAUUAUUAAGUGGAGCUGGUGCUGUAUAUGAGCCCGAGAACUUAAGGGAGCCAGAAGCUCUUAAACUCUUCAAGCAGUAUGCCUUCAGAACAAACCAACCCACCAGAGUUUAUGAUCAGCUCUCAAGGGAUGUCAUACAAUAUGCUCAAGGUCUGCCUUUAGCACUCAAAGUGUUGGGAGCUUUUCUUGAUAACAAAACAUUGCCCGAGUGGGAAGAUGUGUUAGAAAAAAUAAGGAAGAUCCCGCAAAGGGGAAUUCAUAAUGUGCUUAAAACAAGCUUCGAUGGACUGGAUGAUUCAGAGAAGAAUGUCUUUCUAGAUAUUGCAUGUUUCUUGAAAGGAAUGGAUAUAGACAUGGCAAAAAAAAUUCUGGACAGUUGUGGCUUCUAUCCCCAUACUGGAAUAAGAGUUCUAAUUGAUCGAGCUCUAAUAUCUGUCUCAGAGUGGGGGACACUGGAGAUGCAUGAUUUACUAGAGGAAAUGGGUCGGGAAAUCGUUCGCCAAGAAUCUAUCAAAGAGCCUGGGAGAAGAAGUAGGUUGUGGAGUUAUGAAGAUGUUCAUCAUGUGCUGACUAAAAAUACAGCUACAGAAGCAGUUGAAACCAUAAUCCUGGAUUCGGCAAUCUUGAAAGAGGGAUGCUCAAAUACUGAAGCUUUUGUUAGUAUGACAAAACUAAGACUGCUCAUGAUCGUCAGGGAUUCAUUUGGCCAUCAAACUCCAAGUGAUUGCUUCAUAGAACACUGGAUUGCGGACUUAAAGUUCCAAUCUUCUCAAUUGAGGUGCCUCAUCUGGCGUGAUUGCCCCCUAAAGUCUUGGCCAUCCAACUUUCAGUUCAAGAAUCUUGUAAACCUUGACAUGAGCUAUAGUUGCAUCGAACAACUUUGGAAAGGAGCUGAGCCUCUGGAAAAGUUGAAAUUCAUCAAUUUAUGUCAUUGUCAAUACCUUAAGAAAACCCCUGACUUCACAAGGGCUACAAGUCUUGAGGAACUGAGAUUCGAAAAUUGUACAAGGUUAUGUGAGGUUGACCCAUCCAUUUCAGCUUUGAAAAACCUUGCUAUAUUGAGUCUAACUUGGUGCAUUGAUCUUAAGAUUCUUCCGAGCAUCACUGGUAUGAAGUCUCUUAAAACCAUUCGUCUUUCCGGUUGCUCAAGCCUUGAGAAGUUUCCUGAGAUUUCAGAUGUUAUGGAGAAGCUAUCAGAGUUAUAUUUAGGUGGGACUGCAAUUAAAGAACUGCCUUCAUCAAUUAAUAAACUCACGGGCCUUGCUACUUUGGACCUACGAGGCUGUCGAGAACUCAAGAGCCUGCCGAGCAGCAUUCAUAUGGGAUCUCUUCAAACCUUUAAUCUUUCUGGUUGCUCAAACCUUGAGAUGUUUCCAGUGAUUUCAGAAGUUAUGGAGGAGCUAUCAGAGCUUCAUUUAGAUGGGAUUGCAAUUAAAGAACUGCCUUCGUCAAUUAAUAAACUCACGGGCCUUACUGUUUUGGACCUAUCUGGGUGUCAAGAACUCAAGAGCCUGCCGAGCAGCAUUCAUAUGAGAUCUCUUCAAACCCUUAAUCUUUCUGGUUGCUCAAACCUUGAGAAGUUUCCUGAGAUUUCAGAUGUUAUGGAGAAGCUAUCAGAGUUAUAUUUAGGUGGGACUGCAAUUAAAGAACUGUCUUCGUCAAUUAAUAAACUCACGGGUCUUCCUGCUUUGGACCUACGUGGCUGUCAAGAACUCAAGAGCCUGCCGAGGAGCAUUCAUAUGAGAUCUCUUCAAACCCUUAAUCUUUCUGGUUGCUCAAACCUUGAGAAGUUUCCUGAGAUUUCAGAUGUUAUGGAGAAGUUAUCAGAGUUAUAUUUAGGUGGGACUGCAAUUAAAGAACUGUCUUCAUCAAUUAAUAAACUCACGGGCCUUGCUACUUUGGACCUACGAGGCUGUCGAGAACUCAAGAGCCUGCCGAGCAGCAUUCAUAUGGGAUCUCUUCAAACCCUUAAUCUUUCUGGUUGCUCAAACCUUGGGAAGUUUACAGAAAUUUCAGAUGUUAUGGAGAAGCUAUCAGAGUUAUAUUUAGCUGGGACUGCAAUUAAAGAACUGUCUUCGUCAAUUAAUAAACUCACGGGCCUUACUGUUUUGGACCUAUCUGGGUGUCAAGAACUCAAGAGCCUGCCGAGCAGCAUUCAUAUGAGAUCUCUUCAAACCCUUAAUCUUUCUGGUUGCUCAAACCUUGAGAAGUUUCCAGAGAUUUCAGAUGUUAUGGAGAAGCUAUCAGAGUUAUAUUUAGAUGGGACUGCAAUUAAAGAACUGCCUUCGUCAAUUAAUAAACUCACGGGCCUUACUGUUUUGGACCUAUAUGGGUGUCAAGAACUCAAGAGCUUGCCGAGCAGCAUUCGUGUGGGAUCUCUUCAUACCCUUUUUCUUUCAGGCUGCUCAAAACUUGAGAAGUUUCAUGAGAUUUCAGAUGUUGUGGAGGAGCUAUCAGAGCUUCAUUUAGAUGGGACUGCAAUUAAAGAAUUGCCUUCGUCAAUUAAUAAACUCACAGGUCUUCUUACUUUGGACCUACGAGGCUGUCGAGAACUCAAGAGCCUGCCGAGCAGCAUUCAUAUGGGAUCUCUUCAAACUCUUAAUCUUUCUGGUUGCUCAAACCUUGAGAAGUUUACAGAGAUUUCAGAUGUUAUGGAGAAGCUAUCAGAGUUAUAUUUAGCUGGGACUGCAAUUAAAGAACUGUCUUCGUCAAUUAAUAAACUCACGGGCCUUAUUACUUUGGACCUGAAAGGUUGUCGAGAACUCAAGAGCCUGCCGAGCAGCUUUCAUAUGGGAUCUCUUCAAACCCUUAAUCUUUCUGGUUGCUCAAACCUUGAGAAGUUUCCAGAGAUUUCAGAUGUUAUGGAGAAGCUAUCAGAGUUAUAUUUAGAUGGGACUGCAAUUAAAGAACUGCCUUCGUCAAUUAAUAAACUCACGGGCCUUACUGUUUUGGACUUAUAUGGGUGUCAAGAACUCAAGAGCUUGCCGAGCAGCAUUCGUAUGGGAUCUCUUCAUACCCUUUUUCUUUCAGGCUGCUCAAAACUUGAGAAGUUUCCAGAGAUUUCAGAUGUUAUGGAGAAGCUAUCAAAGCUUUAUUUAGAUGGGACUGCAAUUAAAGAACUGCCUUCGUCAAUUAAUCAACUCAGGGGCCUUACUGUUUUGGACCUAUCUGGGUGUCUAGAACUCAAGAGCCUGCCCUGCAGCAUUCAUAUGGGAUCUCUUCAAACCCUUAAUCUUUCUGGUUGCUCAAAAUUUGAGAAGUUUCCAAAUAUUUCAGAUGUUAUGGAGAAGCUAUCACAACUUUAUUUAGGUGGGACUACCAUUAAAGAACUGACUUUGUCAAUUAAUAAACUCACGGGCCUUACUGUUUUGGAUCUAUCUGGGUGUCAAGAACUCAAGAGCCUGCCGAGCAGCAUUCGUAUGGGAUCUCUGCAAACCCUUAUUCUUUCAGGCUGCUCAAAAUUUGAGAGGUUUCCAGAGAUUUCAGGAAUGGAGAUGCUAUCAGAGCUUCAUUUAGAUGGGACUGCAAUCAAAGAACUGCCUUCAUCAAUUAAUAAACUCACGGGCCUUCGUCAUUUAGAUGGAGUCCAAUCACGUGAUUCUUGGGUACCAGGGCAGCAGCAUCGCAUCAGAAGGUGUGGAGUUCGUCUCUUUUAUGCCAAUAGUGAAGAGAUGCAUAACCAAAGCAUGACACAGCCUGACUAUCCAUCAUGAAAAUUCUGAAGCGGAAUUUCGUGCUUUUGGCAGAUCACUGGUAAGAGUUGCUCAUUCUAAGAGGAACCGUGAGGGGUGUUGCUAUAAUGCGGCUGAACAAAGUUGAGGUCAGGCCCGGCCCAGGCGCAGUGCAACAGGGGCAAUUGUCCAGGGCCCAAAGUUGAAUGGGGCACCCAAAAAACAAAAUCCAAAUAAUUAGGUAUAAAAAAAAAUUUGUCCAAAGCCCAAAAUAAAGGCUGUAGGCGAUAACUUGUCCAGGUUUUGGGGAUUAAAAAUCAAUAUAACAUAAAGGGUAUCUGAAGGGGACAAGUCGUCCAGGUUUUGGGCAUGGAGGAGAGGCAUAAGAUUCAAGUUUUUCAAAGGGAGCUCCCUCUCUGCUUGGAGCUUGUCACCCAACUGCCCAAGCCCAAGCUAUUGAGAGGUGCAAGCAGCAGAUUUCAGAUGCAACCGCAAAUUACCUGCAUGGACAAUCUAAGUGUUCUGAGCAGACUUCAAGUGAGGGGCAUGUUUUUGAGGAAUUCAUUCCAUUAACACGGAUUUCAUACAACUCCAGAUGCACCACUCGAAGAGGGUAAUGGCAGGAGGAGCAAGUUAAAGGCUAUAGUGAUGGAGAUGAAGAGAAAUGGGGUGCUUUUCAGCCUUUCCAAAGGAAAAAAAAAGCAUUGGAAAGACAAAUGGACCGGUGGCUAAAGAACCUUCUUCGGCUCCGGCUACUAGUUCCACCACGGACACCGUGAGUGGAGACAGUGGUGGGAACAACAAGAACAAAGAGAAAGAUGGACAGGGAAACGAAGGCGAAACUGGUCACCGGAGUUGCACCGCCGGUUCUUGCAUGCUCUUCUCUUCAACAACUUGGUGGUUCACAUGGACCGGCCCUGGUUGAGGUGAAACCCCCGACGUGGAGGAUUUAUAUCCUAAAAGAUUGGUACUUCCUGAUGGGGCAAAGGAAAACUGAAGAGAAUAAUUCCUGUGUGUUGGAUUUGACUGCUCAGUUCUGUUGGGUCUCGACCCUUUCUUACGCGGACCUAAAACCAAACUGUUGUGGCUCUUUAGUUGGCAUGUGCGGAUCACAUGCUAGGUCUUUUUAGCGCUCAUAAUAUAAAGCCUCACAUUGUGCAAUUUGGACGAGAGGUUGAACCGAAGCAGCUGCACUAGUAUGACGGGAAGAGGAGCCGAAACCCAAUAGAAGAGAGAAAUAAUUCGGAGCUGCUGCAUUUUUAUUUUUUUUUGGUAAGAGUGAAACCAGUUAGAGAUUGUUGUAGUUGCAGAGAGACAAAUAUUUUGUUUCUAAUUCGUUUAUUCGCUCAUCUAUUUGUGUGUAUUUGAGUGUAUUUUGGGUUUGAGUUUGAGAGCUUUCUUUGUAAUCUCGUUUUGUUUAUUAGUGGAACUUCCUCACUGUCCUUAAACUGGAUGUAGGUUUAUGCCGAACCAGUAUAAAUCUUUGUGUCAUUUUGAAUUGUUUGGU